Messenger RNA from Pomacea canaliculata, 2504 nucleotides. Its product is annotated as RNA-binding protein 39-like. Gene Ontology annotation, molecular function: RNA binding. The coding region runs from base 169 to 1839 and encodes 556 amino acids. Gene Ontology annotation, cellular component: nucleus. The record is from RefSeq and is a predicted model, not a curated record. Gene Ontology annotation, biological process: mRNA processing. Lineage: Eukaryota; Metazoa; Mollusca; Gastropoda; Architaenioglossa; Ampullariidae. The transcript is spliced from 12 exons.
GCCCGUGCAAGGGAAAUUUAGACCCCGUAGAAGGACGACGCCAUCUUAAUUCGUUGAGAAACGUUGCUGCUGUGUAGGAUAGUUGUUCGUUCAUAGCCUUUUAAGAAGGUGAAUCGAAUUUAUUGGUGAUUCUUUUCAAAAGCUGCCUUGUGUCAGUGUCGAUUGAUCAUGGCCGAGGAAUUUGACAUCGAAGCUAUGCUGGAAGCUCCUUAUAAGAAAGAGGAUGAGGGGCAAGUGGAACGAACAUCUUCAUCCAAAGACAAGAAAAAGAAAAAGAGAAGUCGAAGCAGAAGCCGUGACAGAAGUCGCCAUGAGAAUGGGAGGGACAAACGGUCCAAAAGCAGAGAUCGUGACAGGCGCUCAAAAAGCAAAGAUAAAGAACACGACAGGCAUUCUAAAAACCAUGAUAGGGAAAGGCGCUCCAGAAGCCGUGAUCGUGACAGACGAGACAGGGAUAGGAGACGUAGCAGAAGUGGUGAUCGAAGAAGACGAGAUGAUAGAGAACGACCCGUCUUUCGCCCUCGGUCACCUGCAGGACCACCACGAAGACGCAGUCGUUCCAAAGAAAAAUUUGGAGCCAGGCGUGGUUUUAGCAAAAGCCCCUUAAGGCAGUCAAUGCCUGAGAUUACACCUGAGGAACGUGAUGCUAGAACAGUGAUCUGUAUGCAGCUUUCAGCACGAAUAAGAGCAAGGGAUCUAGAAGAAUUUUUCUCUUCUGUUGGAAAGGUCAGCGAUGUUCGUCUUAUCACAGACAACAAAACACGUAGAUCCAAAGGAAUUGCUUACGUUGAGUUUACAGACAUGCAGUGUGUUCCCUUAGCCAUGGGGCUUUCUGGGCAAAAACUCCUGGGAGUGCCAAUCCUUGUGCAACAUUCCCAGGCUGAGAAAAAUCGUCUGUCUUCUGCUCCAGCCUUGAUGCAUAGUAAAGGACCUACUAGUUCAGGUCCAAUGAGACUAUAUGUUGGUUCCCUACACUUCAACAUCACAGAAGACAUGCUGAAGGGGAUUUUUGAACCAUUUGGCAAGAUUGAUGACAUUAAACUGAUUCGAGAUCAUGAAACUGGAAGAUCACAGGGAUAUGGCUUUAUCACAUUUCAUAACACAGACGAUGCUAAAAAAGCUCUGGAACAGCUAAAUGGAUUUGAACUAGCUGGAAGACCAAUGAAGGUUGGCCAUGUUACCGAACGCACUGGUGCUGAAGGUGGUGGUUCUUCAGCGCUAGACACAGAUGAAAUGGACAGAGCUGGAAUAGACCUUGGUGCAACUGGCAGACUGCAGCUUAUGGCCAAAUUGGCAGAAGGAGACGAUUUUUCAGGUACCGGUUUCCAGAUCCCACACUAUGCAGCCACUGCUUUGUCACAAGCUGGAACCCAUGCACUGAUGGGAGGCAUUCCUGGCACUUUGCCCAAUGGGCAGAUGGUUCCUGCAAAUCCAUUGGCAUCAACCACAGCACCACCAAUUGCAACUCAGUGUUUUAUGCUGUCCAACAUGUUUGAUUCCUCAAGUGAGUCUCGAGCAAACUGGGAUCAGGAGAUAAGAGAUGAUGUAAUAGAUGAAUGCAACAAACAUGGUGGUGUGCUUCACAUCUAUGUGGACAAAAGUUCUCCUCAGGGCAAUGUGUAUGUUAAAUGCCCAAGCAUAGCUGCUGCUGUUGCCUCUGUCAACUCCUUACAUGGCAGAUACUUUGCUGGUCGAGUUAUCACAGCUGCUUAUGUGCCCUUGCCCAAUUACUCCACCUUAUUCCCAGAUUCUGUUAGAGCAAGUCAGCCUCUUAUGUCCUCUCAUGCUUUACAAGUUGGCUUCAGUAACUUCCUUCCAGUGACAGCACCAAUUAGAUGAUUGACAAACCCAUGUUUUGGUUUUUUCCACUACUUGAAUCGCUGUUGAAAUUAAUGAAAGCAGUGCAUCUACAUUAAAUGCCAUCUGCCAAGAAUGGACUUUUUUUUUUACUGUGCAGAUUACUUUGUUUUAACUUGUUCAGCUUUUUUUUUAAAACAUCACUCAAUAUAUGUGGUACUAAAUUUAUAGACUAAAAAUGUUUAGACAUGGUUUACACAUUUGUCCAGUUACAAAUAGUUCCAACUAAAGUACACACCACUGUUUAAAAACAUUUUCGUAAAAACCAAGUUUCUAAAAGAAAUACUAUAAAAAUAACGACUGAUUUCUAUCAGUUUUUGAUAAACACAUUCUUGAACCUUAUUUGCACAUUUAUGAAUUGAUUGUUUGUGCUUCUGUAUGACAUUUAUGUGUAUGGUCACUGGGCACAGAAGUGUCUUUUGCAGUGAAUGUACAUAACUCGCUGUCGGGUUCAGCUUAUGUAAUUUCUUGUUCAUACUUCAGGCUUUUUAAAUGCGAUAAUUUGAAUGAAAGUUUUAUGCAAGUAAGCCAGGUCCUGAAUGUAAGUGUGCAAGGUUUUUGUUUUUCACUUGUUAAUUAAAAAGUCAUGGGUAUUUAGGUACUUUGUAUGUUGACAUUGUACAAUGUAUUAAAAAAAAGGAUUUUUA